Armigeres subalbatus is the source of this 4777-nucleotide messenger RNA. Its product is annotated as integral membrane protein GPR180-like. The record is from RefSeq and is a predicted model, not a curated record. The coding region runs from base 472 to 2175 and encodes 567 amino acids. Lineage: Eukaryota; Metazoa; Arthropoda; Insecta; Diptera; Culicidae. The transcript is spliced from 7 exons. Gene Ontology annotation, biological process: G protein-coupled receptor signaling pathway; response to pheromone.
UCAUUCAUUCAUUCGUUUGCUGUGCUCAUGGAUGGUGCAAGUCGCGCAAGAGUCAACAAUCUCGUCGCGAUUUUCUGGUUUUCUUUUCAAAUCGUGCUUGCAUUGCAGUAAAAUAAAUAAAACAAGUGCAAUAUUUUAAUCCGCGUGGGCAUUAUUAUUUGCUGCCACAGGCUGACAACAGUUGCUGCUGUGUUGGAAGUUGGGAGUGAGCGUGUUGCGUUGCUGCUGGUGGUGUGAUGGAAAAUGUCCCAAGGGAUGGAGGCCAAGUGGGGAUGUGACUCGCUGGCAGAACUAUGUGUGUUCUCUUGGUUUGGCAUCUGUUUUAUCAAUUAAGGCAGACCUUGAGGGUUCGAUGAGGGAAAUCUCGGCUGUGAACGAUUAGUGAACAAAGUGUGACCUCGCUUGGCAGGAAGUGAUUGAAGGAAAGGUUCGUUUUUGUGGGUGGAUUCGGCUUGGGUGGGGUGAACGAAGAUGGGCGGUCCAUGGAGGUGGGUUAGGGCUGGGUUGGUGCUUUUGGUGAUGGGGCUAUUGAGCGGAAGUCAACCCUCGGAUUGUGCCCAUUUGAGUGGGUCAUUCACCUUGGAUCAGUUCUUUCGGUUCGUCAUCAAAUUUGGGUUCCAAAAGACGGAAAAGCACUCCCAACAGAAUACGGAAUCGGACACGUUCGGAUAUAUUUACGGAAAUGUGACGAGCAGGAUGAAUCUGACGGUGCCAAUUACGCUGGCCGUGCUGGAUAAGCACAACUUUCUGGAGUUCUAUGCUAACAGGAACAACUUUGAUCGGGAUGUGGCCUGCCAGCGGAUGUUCGAUAAGCUGGACAAGGUGGCAUUCAAUAGCGGGUGCAACAAAGGAGCGGAAGCCGAUUAUCUUCGGAGGAUUCCCUGCGAGCGGGGGAAACUGUGCCCGGAUGAAGACAGUCCGUCGAAUGUGGUGUCUGGCAGUCAGUUCACUUACGUGAUAAGUGAUCCAAACGUACCGAGGUUCUGGUACGUCUCGAUGGUUGCUUGCUACCAAAACCAAACCACCUGUCAGUGGCAUCACUACGACUACCGGAAGUUCCACAGCCAACCGCCGGAAAUCGAUUUCGACAUCCAGUUGGUAAACGGAAACCCCAAUCGACAGAGCGCAUCUUUCUUCAAUCCGUUGCUGUUCCACUUCUCGUUCGACCAGCAGAACACCCUGGAGAUGUAUUUGAUAUUCUUUGUGAUCUAUCUGGUGAUGUUUCCGCUGCAGGUUUACGCAGUUCGGCUGCAGAAGCAUCCGGUGACGCGACUUUUCACCGUCAGUUUGCUGCUGGAGUUCAUAAGCGUCUGUUUGCUUCUGACACACACCGUCCGCUACGCCAUGAAUGGUAUCGGGAGUAAGAACCUGGCCAUCACCGGAGAUAUUUUCGAUAUUUUCAGUAGAACUUCAUUUAUGCUAAUUUUGUUACUGCUGGCCAAAGGGUGGGCCGUCACCCGGUUACAAAUCUCCGUUAGUAGUUGGAUUCUCCUCAUGGUCAUUUGGAUUCCCUACUGUGCAAUACAUGUGCUGCUGUAUAUCUGGAAUAGGACCGAAGUCGACAUCAUAUCCGACACCGACGAGUACCAGACGUGGCCCGGCUGGUUGGUGCUUGCUUGCAGGUCCACAAUGAUGCUGUGGUUCUUGUGGGAGCUGCGCAUCACGAUGAAGUACGAACACUCGACGCAGAAGCUGGACUUUCUGCUGCACUUCGGUGCUUCCAGUUUGGUGUGGUUCAUCUAUCUGCCCAUAGUGGCGAUCAUCGCAGUCAACGUGAAUCCGCUGUGGCGGUACAAGUUGCUAUUAGGAAUAACAAAUUCAGCCGACUGUCUGGCGUACUGCGUGAUGAUGGGACUGCUGUGGCCAAACCGGGCUGGACAAUAUAUGCUGCUGACGGGGUCCAACUAUGCAGGAAUGGACGAGCUGGACGAAUUCAAUGAAGCGCCCCACAUCGUUCACCGGGACUCGGACUCGGUGCUGCGGGUGGACUGCGACGACGAGUACGCGGACAAUGACGAUGAAAUCGAAACCCUAGUGCUGAGCACGGACGAUCUGCUGAGUACGGGCAAUAACCACAACGCGAGCAGUGGCAUCGAAACGCCACCGACGACGAUCGUGAGUACCGGCGGGAGCAAACCCCUUAUCCUGAACGGACGAAGUCGGAACCAUCUCUAGGCAGGCAGGUGGGUUAUCUCGCUAGGAGAGGCUAUUUUCUAGUAUGUAGGAUCGAUUUCCGGACGACUGCUCAGCACUUGUUGUGUAAGUAUUCAUGCGUUUUUGAAGCAAUUCUUUGAAGUUCAAUUACAUUUUUUGAAUAACAGAGUGCGAUUUUUAUCAAACACUGGGAUUGGAAACGAAUUUUGUAUAUAUUAGGUAAAAAAAGAGAUGAUUUUAUAACAACGGCGAGAAACUUUUCUAGAGUGCCGCAAGGCGCAUCAUAUACCUUUUUAUUGGUCGAUCGAUUGAUGAUAUUUGAGAAUCUUUAGCAUGAGUCAGACACGAAACAUGAAUCUUAAAACAAAAAGUAGCAAAAAUGUUCCCUUUUAGAAAACCACUAGAUCCAGUACAGCUCAUGUGCCAUAAAAAGGUGUCAGAAGAUGAAAAUCGUGAAAUUAUUAUUUCCAGAAGUAGGGAAACCCUAACUAUAGAUAGAUCAACGCGGCAGGAUGCUAGAUAGAGAACACCUUAUUAGAAUUUCUGCAACUUUUAUUGUCUAGCAUCAGUUCGGUAGGUACAUAGUGAGGAUCCUACUUUAUGGUAGAAAGUUUCUAAACAAGAGCACUUUCCAGUAGUUUAAGUAUCGAGAAAAAUUACGGCGAAAAACAAUGGCGUGUGAUAUAGGACAAAAAUAGCAAUUACUAGAAAAUUGGGAGAAACGAAAACAGUCAAAGGUUACAUAUAGUGAUAGGGUAGAAUUAUCGAAGGAAGAUAUGAGCAUAACUUAACUAGAUUACAUAUUGAUGGGUGGGUCUGUGGCAUUAAAAGUUGGAAGCACUACUGCAUCAUUGUUUGGCCACUAGGUAAAUGUUGUUUUUUUUUUGUUUGUAAAAUGCAUAAGCACCAAGGCAAAUAUUCCACGUCCACCUUGUAUUUGUGUUACGUCGGAUUACAUGCUCUCUGAAAUUUCAAUUCAAGGCGUGCAUAGAACGCAUAAACAUGCAUUUCGAAAACAAAUUAAAAAUUUCAGCACGAGUAAUCUGUCGAUUUGUACUUAGAAGUAAGGCUGAUACAAAUAUUCAAGAAAAAAUAUGUCCCCUCCUCUCUUUUUUUUCAAAGGUAUUAGUUUGAGAGAGCAACAACAAAAUCAGGAAAAUUUCAAGAGUUUUAUAAAUAUUUUUUAACAAAACCGAUCUAAGAUCAUCAGGAAUUUUUUUGAUUAAAUACUAGCAGACCCGACAAAUUUCGUUUCGCCUAAAAUUGAUUUGGGAGAAGGGGAGGGGUUUUGAACGACCACAGGAACAUAUCUUCCCUUCCAAAACCUUCUCAUGCCAUAUUUGGUUUCAUUUGCUUGAUUAAUUUUCGAGUUGUGAAGAAAUUAGUGUUUCAUUUGUAUGGGAGCCCCACUUUCCAAAGAGGGGAGUGGUAUGGAACCAUCUUAAAAACUUUCUCCGGCCCCGAAAACCUUUGCAUACAAAUUUUUACGUCGAUCGGUUCAGUAGUUUCCGAGUCUAUAAGGGUCAGACAGACAUAAAUUCAUUUUUAUGUUUAUAAGAAGAUUUGUAAUAUUAAAUGCGACUGAGGAAUAAAUAUUAGGGAAUAAAAUACUGCUUGAAUUCUCCCAAAGUUCGAAAUGUACAAACUUUCCAGGUAUAAACUACUUUCAACAUUUACUAAUGGUGAGCUUUUACUAAGUUUGGAUUUCCAACUUCUCAAUUUGCUACAGACCUAUUCCAAAACCAGCAAGUAUUUCAGUGACUACAAAAUUAUUUUCAAUUCGCUUUUCACUCCAUGUUUCAUUUAUGUGUAGAUCUUUCUAGUUGUAGUUUUCAAUACAAUAGCUCCUUUCUUCAUCUAACCAAAAUGUCUCAACCAAACUGCUACUUCUUUAAAACAAAAGAAAAAUCAUUCUAAAGACUAAGCCAACCAACCACUACAGUUUUUUCGUAAGCGCAAACCACAAAAUAUGCAAUUAAAGUACCUUCCAGAUUGAACAAUUUUAGCAGAUCAGCCUAACUCGCUUUUCAAGAUAAAAAACGCGAACCACUAUUUUUGCAGAAUCUUGAAUGAACAAAAUAAUAAGAAUGUCCGCUAGUUAAGUAGAAAAGUCAAGGGUACCAAAAAGGAUAUUUUUGGAGCUCGAUUCACCAAAUUUUAUGCAAUGUAACGAAAAGCAAGCAAGAGUUAAAGAAAGCGAAGCACCCAACUCAAGUCAGAAGAAAGAAAAAUAUCGAAAGGACUUUAUUAACCGACGACACGAAACACGGGAUAGAUUAGCGUUGUGAUAUAAUUUAGGUAUUUUAUGAAACAAGUAAACAAGAUGUCAAUGCAAAACCAUAAACCUAACCCUGUUGUACAUAGGAGGCAAAAGUCGGAUACCUUUUGCUGGAAUGAUGUUUCUUUAUUGAUAACACUACUGGAUAUUAUUAUUAUUGGAGUGAUGAUAAAACGAAAGAUGAUUAUGAGAAAUGGAGAGAGAUUUCUCACGUUUUUUAUACGAACAAAUUAUCUAUUACAGUUGGGAAUGGAAGAGGAUGUUUUAAAAAUAGUCAUUCGACUGUGUAUAUGCGUAACUUUUUGCCCAGCAUGAAAACAAAUAAAUCUAGAGACAAAUCUUUUA